This is a messenger RNA of Strongylocentrotus purpuratus (purple sea urchin), 4863 nucleotides long. RefSeq names its product tripartite motif-containing protein 2. Gene Ontology annotation, biological process: proteasome-mediated ubiquitin-dependent protein catabolic process; protein polyubiquitination; negative regulation of translation. The coding region runs from base 637 to 2829 and encodes 730 amino acids. The transcript has 4 exons. The record is from RefSeq and is a predicted model, not a curated record. Gene Ontology annotation, molecular function: zinc ion binding; ubiquitin protein ligase activity; protein binding. Lineage: Eukaryota; Metazoa; Echinodermata; Echinoidea; Camarodonta; Strongylocentrotidae.
UUGUUUAAAAAUGAAGCUGAAUUGGUAUGAUCGUAUUCAAUCUAAAUUCACACAUUAUAGGGUCUAAUAAUUACCUUCAUAACAAUUUUAGGUUCUAAAAGGUCACUAGAAAUGUCAUAAAUAAGUGCAUUAACCAUGCACUUUGAAGGCAUCUGCGGUCCUAUUAAACAAGAACUUAACUAUCCCUUUAAUACAAGGGUUAUUUAUUGUAUUGUUGUUUUGGUACAUAUGGGGUAGAUUUGGUUUGUAAUACCAUCGUCUGCGAAUAAAACAUCAGGUGGAUUCGUUUCCUGUUUAAUGUACUGGUACCUGGUGAGUCAAUACAUGCUGUAGCCUUGGCUUGUAUUAUGUCUGAGUGUGAAAACAAGGUGUUAACUCUAUGCAUAAUGAUAUGAGAUAACACCCAUCUGGCUCUCAAUCCACCUAGUAUAUGCUGUACAGUCUUUAACUUUAAGAUGCUGGGUAGAGGAAGACAUGGUGCCAGGAAGACCUCUUGUCUUAAAGAUAAACUUUAGUACUGGUAAUGCGAUUGCAUUGUGAAAGAAAAGGUGUGGAAAGGAUCAGAAACAGUUGAUCAUGUAGCAGAUCACGAGAGGGAGGUGCUUUCUGCGAGGUUCUGACGACACUGCCAUCACCAUGGCAUCUCAGAGCCCUGUUGUCAAGCAGAUAGACAAGCAGUUCCUGGUAUGUGGUAUCUGUCUGGAUCGUUACAAGGUACCCAAAGUCCUUCCCUGUCUUCACACCUUCUGCCAGAACUGUCUCGAGAACUACGUCCCUUCUGAAUCACUGACCUUGACCUGUCCACUCUGCAGACAGCAGUCCAUCGUACCGGAGAGAGGCGUUGCAGGAUUACAGUCCAACUUCUUUAUCACUAACCUGAUGGAAGUCCUGGAGAGACCAGAGAGCAACGGGGGAGGGGACUCACCGAUUGGAGAUCAGAUGCUUUCAUGUGCAAGCCAUGAGGGAGAACCCUUGACCUAUUAUUGUGAUAACUGUGAGACAGCUAUAUGUGAAGAAUGCACAAUAACGGAACAUUGCGAUCACAGUACAGUAUUACUAGCUAACGUUAUAGAGGAACACAAAGAGACUCUGCGGAAGAUACUUGAGGAAGCCAAAACCCAAAUACCACAACUCAAAGAUGCAAUAGCAAAGGUGACCUCAAUAUCAUCAAGAUUAUCAGAGAAGAAGGUGAAGGCAGAAUCUCAGAUCUCUGAAUCCUUUGGGAACCUUGAAGAGGAAGUCCGAGAAAGAAAAACAGAGAUGAUCAAAGAGCUGGAUACUGUGCAUAGUGCAAAACAAAGUGUGCUACAAAGACAACGUAGUCUUCUUGAAGAGAGCUUAAAUAGUAUAGAGAACAACUGUGACUUCACUGAGCAGGCUCUGGCCAGUGACAAUGAAACCCAUGUACUCUUAGUUAAGAAGCAAAUGCUGAGUAGAUUACAGGAAUUGUCACAGCUUACUAUGCAACUCAAACCAGAGGAGAACGACUACAUCAAUGUCUCCUGUGAUAUCGAUUCCAUUCAGAAAAGCAUUGCUAAUAUAGGGCUUGUGCAGUCAAACAGCGCUGUUCCACAUGAAUCAGUGGCCAGUGGAGAAGGCUUGAAGCGGGCAGUCAUCGGUGAUCAAACAGCCGUCACCAUCACAACUAAGAACAGCCGUGGCAUUCUAGUCAAAACGGGCAACGCUCCUCUGUCAGCACAACUAAGAACUCCUGAUGCAAAAGUUGAUGAUCUACCAAUUAUGGACAACCGUAAUGGUACCUAUGAUGUGAUCUUCACUGUGCAAAAGGAAGGUAGCCAUAGUCUUGUCAUAAAGCUCUUUGAUGAGCACAUAAGAGGAAGUCCUUUCAAGCUUAAAGGUUGUAAAGAUGAUGGUUCAACUACUCCAAAGUCACCUUCAGGUAAGAUUCCAGUCAGGACUAGUGUGAGACAGAAAGCUACCCGCAGGCCAGCGAGUGCCAGCGGAAAUAUCAGAACAUUCCGAAGCAAUAACCCCAUUGAGGAUGAUUUGAUUUUGACCAUUGGAACACACGGGCGCAACAAGGGUGAGUUCACCAACCCUCAAGGUAUCACUUCAACUGCAUCAGGGCGUAUCCUGGUGACGGACAGUAACAACCAAUGUAUUCAAGGAUUCAAUUCCAGUGGUGAGGUCAAACAGCGCUUUGGUGUCAGAGGUCGUAGUAAUGGACAGCUCCAACGCCCCACUGGAAUCGCUGUGAGCCACAACGGAAACUACAUCGUCGCUGAUUAUGAAAACAAAUGGAUAAGCAACUUCAGCCCUGAAGGGAAAUUCAUUAACAAGAUAGGCACAGGCAAACUAGUAGCUCCUAAAGGAGUGGCAGUGGACAAUAAUAAUAACAUCAUUGUUGUAGACAACAGAGCAAGUACCAUCUUUAUCUUCUCUCCUUCGGGGAAAGUCCUCAAUAAGAUUGGUUCUCGAGGAGCACAGGAUCAGCAGCUAUGUGGACCUCACUUUGUGGCUGUUAACAAAGACAAUCACAUCAUUGUCUCAGACUUCCACAACCAUUGCAUCAAGAUCUUUGAUAUUGAUGGUCAGCUGAUUACAUCCUUUGGGUCAAGAGGGGAGGGUAACGGUCAGUUCAACGCUCCUACAGGAGUUGCUGUGGACAAUCUUGGAAACAUCAUUGUAGCUGACUGGGGCAACAGUAGAUUACAGGUCUUUGAUUCCAGUGGCUCGUUUGUGUCGUACAUCAACACGAUGGGUGAUCCCCUGUACGGUCCUCAGGAUAUCUGUAUCACCAGCGAUGGCCAUGUAGCGGUCGCUGACUCCGGCAAUCACUGCGUUAAGGUCUACAAGUACUUACAGUAGGAGGCACAAAAGCUCAGAGACCCUGACAAAAUGAACCCUACCAAGGCAAUCCAAGCCAGACAGCGCCCCAGCAUAAAUAGGUCGCAAGGUCAAAGGUUAUGGGAUGAAGGUCAAGGGUGAGAGGUCACACCAGGUCAUGAACUGAGUAAGCUCCAGAUGGGGACAUAACCUGUAAUCCUACCCACUGUUUGUAACUUCUUUUGUAACUUGUAAUUUGCGAUAUAGCUACUAAUUCACAUUAGUUUACACAGUAUUGUUACAAAUUAAAGCACGUUAUUAGUGCUUUUAUGGUAGCGUUAAAGGCAAGAUUAAGAUAAAGUCUUCUAAUCGAUAAUGGGAAUGAAAUGUUAAUGUUAUUAUCGUCUUAUUAUAAAAGAAUUCCAUUUUUGAUCAAUGUGGGUUUUCAUUUUAACAACAAUGAAUAUAUUUGUAUUAUGCCGCUUUUGUGUAAAUGUUAUAACUUAAAAUCUCAGGAUUGAUUUCUUUCACAGGUUAAUUCAACUUAAAGGCAUCUUUGUGUCACCAAAGUAAAAUGUACAAUUCAAAACGUUCUUCUUCUGAAUUAAACCCAGUGACAUGGUUAUCAUCGCAAUUUAAUCUGCUGAGUAUAAGAAAGAUAUCGGUCAGUUUGUCAAUUCUCAUAUGAAUAUGAAAAACACAUCAAAUUCAAAACUUCCUAAUGAUAUGAUAUAUUAGGGAGAAAAAAAUUAUUAGGAAAAAAUGUUGAGCCAAGCACUUUAAAUCACCAAGACUCUUGCUGAACUGUUUAUAUGGGAUGCUAGUAGGACUACUCAGCAGGACUACUUCAACUACUAAACCCCUUCAGUUUCCAAAUCCAAGUUUUUAUUGGUCAGCGUCCUGCAGCAUUGCAAACUAGAAUGAUUAAUAAUUGUGCCAUUUUCUGACUAGUUUUAACCAUGAAUCUUGAUUAUAUGAAUUAAGAUAAGAUUUUUUUUUUUUGGGGGGGGGGGGGGUGAGCCCUUCUUAAAACCCACCUUUUCAUUCCAUUGUGCCAUUAUUCCCAAGAAAUGUGUGAUCAACCUUAAGGCAAAUUAGAGGUAAAUUAGAAGAUAAUUUCACACUCAUGGAGGUUGAAUUAUCUGUAAUUGCAAAGCUUUAGCUGAAGUUAUUGUUUUGCUUCUAGCAGUAAUCUCGACAUAUUCAAUGGCCAGUAUACCUGUUAUCAAAUUAAUGAGGGAAUCUUCUUACAAAUCAUUUCGUCCCUAUUUUCACAAAGUGACGGUAGUGAAUGAAAAUCGCAUACAAUUUACGUGUGGAUUUUCCUCACUACCGGCAUUUCGUGAAAAUAGGAACGAUUUAGUUACGUCAGAUUACAAUUGAAUGGUGUAAUAAAAAGAAGGCGUGUGACAUUUUGAUCUGUAUUUAUAACUGUGGAAACAGUAGAUUUACCUGAUUCAUUUUUGCAUUGUUUGUUAGGGUUACAUACGCGUAUAGGUAUUGGAAUCAAUUGUUCAGUAGUAUCUGUUUAUUUUGGCUCCAUCCACUACUCCUAUUCAAUUAAUGUUUUAAACAAAUUAAAGCAAUUAUUUUGGGAUGUUUGUCAUUCAUCUCUUUUUAAAUGAUGAAUUUAAUUUGUUAAAAAAAGAAUAAUUGCCAAAUUGAUAUGCUUUACAGAAGUUUCAAAAUGAUUUCUUAUGUUGACUAAUCUAUAUAUUACAAUUACAUUUGCCAAACAUUUUUCAGUGACCAUUUAUGGAUUUAAUCUUUUCUUAAUGUUAUUUCACUUAUUCCUAUACUAGAUGUAAAAACACUUGAUCUUGGCUUUUUAAGCAAAUAAUCUCUUACUUCUCCUAACGUGAGAUAGCCAUUUGCUAAAGCAGCGAACAUAACUAGUUUGUCAACUGCAAAAUACAGAGAGUAAAAUGACACAUUAGUGGAAAUGAUAAUUGAACCAAUUUAUACAGCGCCUUAUAGUGGAUACAAAGUUCUCUGUGCAAUAGGCAAUAAUGAUGUUGUAUGAAUGAUUAUAAUCAUUAAAAUACUAAUGAUAAUAAUAAUAAUGAUAAUGAUAAU